CCCGGGAGCCCUGUUGCUCGAUGCCUGCUCAGGGGCUGGGGGCAGAGCAGCCCUGCAGGGCCCCGCACCGGGGCACCGGGCUGGGCUGCUGCCGGGGCCCCGCGGGAGAGCGGAACACAAACCCGGCGAUGGCGCUGCUGAAGCUGCCCACCUACACUCAGCGGCUGGGAAACCGCAGGGCCGGAGCGCGCCCGGGAGAAGCAACAUCAGGAGAGCUCGGAUCCCACGCCCCGGCAGCAGCCGUGACCCUCCCGGGGGCGGCCCCUCGGCGGGCACAAAGCCGCGCUCGGCCGCUCUCCGGGGAGCAGUGUGCCGCUGUCCCGGUGCUGCUGCUCAUCCCUUCCUUCCGCCGGGUGCCGCCUUCGCAGCGCCCGCCCUCCAUCGCUGCCUGCCCGCUGGCGGCGGGCGCGGGCCCGGGGCAGCCGCGCCAUGGAGGAGGCGGCCGCUGCUGUCGGGGCACCGCCGCCCGCGACUGCUGCUGCUCCUGCUGCUGCUGCUGCUGCUGCUGAUGAUGAUGCUGCUGCUGGGGCCGAGCCAUCGUCCGGGGCCGCCGCCUCCCGUCCGCGCCGGCUGCUGGCGCUGCUCGGGGCCAAGCUCUGCACCUGGCGUAUUUUGAAAACUGUAAUUCUGGGCCAGAUGCUCUCCUUGUUUAUCUGUGGGACUGCUGUUACAAGCCAGUACCUGGCAGACAAAUACCAAGUGAAUACUCCAAUGUUGCAAAGUUUCAUCAACUAUUUUUUGCUGCUUCUAGUUUAUACAACAAUGCUGGUAUUUAGAACUGGCAAUGACAAUCUCUGGCAGAUUUUGAAACAGAGGUGGUGGAAGUAUAUUAUUUUGGGACUGGCUGAUGUUGAAGCCAAUUACACGAUUGUAAAAGCCUACCAAUAUACAACCCUCACAAGUGUGCAGCUCCUCGACUGUUUUGGGAUUCCUGUGCUGAUGGCUUUGUCCUGGUUCCUUCUCCGAGCAAGAUACAGGCUGAUACAUUUUGUUGCUGUUGCCAUCUGUUUGCUGGGUGUUGGAAUAAUGGUGGGUGCAGACAUUUUGUCAGGGAGGGAGGAAGGUGAAGGUAGUGACGUGGUGAUUGGAGAUGUCUUAGUGCUUCUUGCUGCUUCUUUGUAUGCCAUUUCUAAUGUGGGUGAGGAAUACAUUGUGAAAAAUCUGAGCAGAGUGGAGUUUCUAGGAAUGGUGGGCUUGUUUGGGACUAUUAUCAGCGGUCUACAGCUAGCCAUUGUGGAACAUAAGGAGAUAAUGAAAAUUCAGUGGAACUGGAAAAUUGCACUACUGUUCAUAGCCUUUGCCCUGUGCAUGUUUGGGCUGUACAACUUCAUGCCAGUUGUGAUUAAAGUUACCAGCGCAACCACCGUCAACCUGGGGGUUCUGACUUCAGAUCUCUACAGUCUCUUCCUUGGGCUUUACCUGUUUCAUUACAAGUUUUCAGGUCUUUACAUCGUGUCCUUUGCUAUCAUCAUGGUGGGCUUCACCUUGUACUGCUCCACUCCCACGCACACGGCAGAACCCGCGGCCCCGCCGCAGCCCAGCAGCUCCGGCCUGGACAACGCGGCGCUAAAGCUGGAGGAGAACGACGGCGAAACCCCGGCCGUGGCUGUGCAGUUCUCCGGGGGAGAAACUGUGGUGGUCAGCACCAAUUAAAGAAAUGGCAGCACUUCAAAACAGAUUUAUUUUUUAAAUUGCCAUAUUUCCCUCAAUAUUAAUCCAGAGAACUGUCCUACUGCCAAGGCACAUGUCAUACUGUGCUGGGUUUAAUGCACUUGAUAGACUUUUAAGGCCAGAUCCUGAAUCAGUGAAACGGUAUUGAUUUGCCCUUGCAGAAAAUCUGGCCUUUAGAUGAAGACAGAUUAAUGUUUAUGUGGAGUCUCUGGAAAGUGAGAGACUGUUAUUUUUGAGUACUUAAUUAACUUAACAACAAAUGCUUGGGGGAAAAAAAAAACUAAGCCAAAGCAAGCUCCCAGGUCACUUAAUGGGGAGCAAAUAUGUUUUAUAUAGCAUUAGGGACCUAAAUCUGCAUGAUGCUGGCUGAGGGCUUCAUGAUUUCCACCCCUCAGUGCAGGGUGCCCUCAGGCAGCAUCUUGCAAAAGCUGCUCAGCUUCUCACAGGACCUGAUUCAGCAAGCCACAGUACGUUCACACACCUUCUACGUGCCAGUGGACUUCAUUCCUCUGCGGAAGGAUUUGGUGCCUACAUUCCACCCAAAUGUUCAUCUCGUCAUAUUGCUGCACUCCAUGUCACCACUGGGGUUGCAUUGUGUAUUUCAUUUCGAAUUUUGCUAGUAUGGGAAGUUUGAAUAUGUAUUUUUAUAAUUCCUCCUGUUUCUCUCUGUGGCCUUUUCUUUGAUGCAUUCCUGUUAGCUGUGAGGAGGAAAAGGCAGGCUCUUCUUCUCUUCAGUAGAGCUGAAAGUGGGGUUUUUUUCUAGAUUAGGUUUGAAUGGAGGUUCACUUCUCAGUGAGUUUCUCCCUGAAACGGGACACAUUUCUGCUGCAAGAGUUGUAAUAAAAUUGGCAUUUCUUCAAAAAAUUGAAUCAUUUAAGCCAACUCUCAUGGCAACCAUAAUGACACAAUAUCCAAAAGGUUAGGUGCUUUCAGUAGAUAUACUGGCAGUUUUCAUAAUUCUCUUUAUAUUUACAGUAAAUGAUGAAAAAAUACAAGGCUGCAGUUUCAAGAUCAGUAAAACCAUACUGAGGUUUUAUUUUAUAUUUUGUACAAGCCUUAAGAGCUCAGGUGUAUGAAGUAAAAAAAGAAUAAAGUAUCCAGCAGCUGGA
Messenger RNA from Passer domesticus (house sparrow), 2780 nucleotides. It is a transcript of the gene SLC35F2, whose product is annotated as solute carrier family 35 member F2. Gene Ontology annotation, biological process: transmembrane transport. The transcript is spliced from 8 exons. The record is from RefSeq and is a predicted model, not a curated record. The coding region runs from base 430 to 1653 and encodes 407 amino acids. NCBI's taxonomy places the organism in Eukaryota, Metazoa, Chordata, Aves, Passeriformes, Passeridae. Gene Ontology annotation, cellular component: membrane. Gene Ontology annotation, molecular function: transmembrane transporter activity.